UUGAUUGUGGUCUCCAUAACAAUACAGUUGAUCGAUUUUAAGGAAAGGGUGAUCUUUGGACUAAUUGGCCUUUGUUUCCUGAAUUGGCGCUUUGUAUAUUUACAAUCUCAAAUUUUCUUCGUCGCUAAGGUAAGGAGGAAAGAUCAAUAGGAGCUCUCAGUCUCAGCUUCUAGGAGACCUAGCCGGAGCCGCCACAGCAAGAAGUAAGGAACAAUGGGGAAGAAACCGUCUGGGACCAAGCAAGCAUUUUUCGUCUUCGGAGCCUUGGCACUGGGUUGGCUCGCUAUUGAGAUGGCUUUCAAGCCCUUCCUCGAUAAGGCCCGCUCCGCCAUGGACAACUCUGAUCCCGCUCAGGAUCCCGACGACCUUGUCGAUAACCAAUCUGAUCAGAGCCCAUCUGAUGACGAUCAAAGUACCACUGCCACUGCUUAAACAGGUGAUUUCAAGGAGGGUGGUUUAUCUGUAGGGACAAAAAGGAUGGAAUGGAGAGACAGCGAUGCAAAUGGUUGUACCAAAAUUGUUGAAUAAACAUGAUCGCUAAGCGAGAGCUUCCGAAGCUUUCUUUUUGUCUUCGCGUACCCAUCUGGGUAUUGCGUUCGGAAAAAUGAAAAAAAUAUCGUACAAAUAAACAUUUUGCCAGACAAGCUUUUAGCUUGUUGUUCUAAUUUCUGAAAUGUUAAGAUAUGAUUGCAAGAUUUUGGUUU
Molecule: messenger RNA, 704 nt
Organism: Benincasa hispida (wax gourd)
Lineage: Eukaryota; Viridiplantae; Streptophyta; Magnoliopsida; Cucurbitales; Cucurbitaceae
Product: outer envelope membrane protein 7-like
Cellular component (GO): chloroplast outer membrane
Source: RefSeq, a predicted model, not a curated record